AAUAAAAAGCGGACUGAAGUUAAACAUUUUGAGUCCCGACUGCGCAGCAAAAGUACAAAUUUUCUUCCAUUUUUCAUCUUCAUCUUCUCCGGCAGUGAGCAAAAGGUAAAACUCUCAAGGAUGAGCAGGUCUGGUCAACCUCCGGAUCUCAAAAAGUAUAUGGACAAGCAGCUUCAAAUCAAGUUGAAUGCAAACCGCUUAGUCACUGGAACUCUUCGUGGGUUUGAUCAGUUCAUGAAUUUGGUCAUUGACAACACAGUGGAAAUUAAUGGCAAUGAUAAGAAUGAAAUUGGCAUGGUGGUAAUUCGCGGUAAUAGCGUGGUGACAAUUGAAGCGUUGGAGCCAGUCGCUAGACCACAGCAGUAGCUCUAACGGAUCUUUGUUUAUGCCCCAGAUGCUGCUGCUGCUCGUUUAAAGGAACCUUAGGAACAUAAGUUUGUACUGUCAGUUAACUUUCCCAAAAAAAAAAAGAAAAGUUUGUACUGUCAGGAUUCAGUAUUCGACUAGAUAACAGUUAAGAUGACAAAGGAUUUCUGUUUUAAGUUUGAUCAUCAAUUCUCUCUAUUCAAUUAGUGCACUAUGUGCUGAAUGCAGUUUGUAUGUGUUCUUGUUUUUUUUCCAACUGAAAGGUGCACGAUGUGAUGUUCCCUUUUAAUGCUCUUGAGGUAAAAAUACUUCCUCAUUUGAGUUUGUCA
Messenger RNA from Solanum verrucosum, 695 nucleotides. RefSeq names its product probable small nuclear ribonucleoprotein G. Gene Ontology annotation, molecular function: RNA binding. The coding region runs from base 121 to 366 and encodes 81 amino acids. Gene Ontology annotation, biological process: spliceosomal snRNP assembly; mRNA splicing, via spliceosome. The transcript has 4 exons. Gene Ontology annotation, cellular component: spliceosomal tri-snRNP complex; U5 snRNP; U2 snRNP. Lineage: Eukaryota; Viridiplantae; Streptophyta; Magnoliopsida; Solanales; Solanaceae. The record is from RefSeq and is a predicted model, not a curated record.